This is a messenger RNA of Contarinia nasturtii (swede midge), 918 nucleotides long. Its product is annotated as ribonuclease H1-like. The transcript is spliced from 2 exons. The coding region runs from base 159 to 647 and encodes 162 amino acids. Gene Ontology annotation, biological process: DNA replication, removal of RNA primer. The record is from RefSeq and is a predicted model, not a curated record. Lineage: Eukaryota; Metazoa; Arthropoda; Insecta; Diptera; Cecidomyiidae. Gene Ontology annotation, molecular function: nucleic acid binding; RNA-DNA hybrid ribonuclease activity.
UUCACAAAUGUUAAAUCAUAUUGCCUGUCUGCGACGCAGUUUGAUUUUGAACAUUACUCUCUAUCUCAAAACAGUUUGAACGUUCGAAGAGUUAGGACGCGAUUUUGAUCGAAACAAAAGAGAAGUUAAUUUUUGAAGAUUAAUCAAAAGUGAAAAAAAUGAAUCGAAUCAUCGAUGCUGAAGGAUACACUAAUGUCUAUGUGGAUGGUUCUUGGUUGAGCGCUGGUUCGCCUGGUUCUGCGGCUGGCUAUGGCAUUUUUUGGGGCCCAAGUGAUCCAAACAAUCGAAAAGGGCAAUCGCCAAGCAAUGCAACGAACAAUGUUGCUGAAAUUCAAGCUGCUACAAUUGCCAUCAAACAAGCGGGACAAUUGGGCAUUCGAAAAUUGCGCGUUAAUACGGAUUCAGAAGUGCUAUACAUGGCGGCCACACAAUACAUUCCGAAGUGGAAACAAAAUAAUUGGAUGAGCCUGUACAACAUCUAUUCACCGAUUAAAAAUCGUCGCAAUUUCGAAGAUUUGGACAUCGCGAUGCGUUCGUAUCCGCAAAUGGAUAUCAAAUUCAGGCAUAUACCAGGACAUUCUGGAAAUCAAUAUCAUAACGCCGCUGAUCGUCUGGCCAGAGCCGGUGCUGAAUUGCACCAGUAUUAAUCAGUUCAUAAUGUGUUUGAUUCUACUGAAAAAAUACAUCUCAUUCAAACGGCCAUUUUUCUCCUGUCAUAAAAUUUUAGAUUUCGCUUUCGUUCCAUAAAGUAAUAUAAUGAUGUUAUAAAUUCAAAAAACGCACCAUAUAGCACUGCGAACAUAACAAAUAAUAUAGCAUUGUGUCACACCUUUCAUAAAAUAAAAUUCAUUAAGACGCGCUCAUAAUUACAGUAGUAGCGUUGGUAUGGAUGCAAAAAAAAAAUCAUAUAUUUUAUUA